AUGGUGCUGCUUUCAAUACAGUGCGCGUUCGUUGGUCUGGCAGGAAGCUUGUUCGAUGUGGAGAUCGACAAUGGUGCAACGGUGAGCAGGUUGAAGCACGACAUCAAGUGGGAGAGCGCGAAUGCUUUGAAGGACGUCGAUGCGCACCAACUGCAGCUCUUCCUGGCGAAGACAAGGGGCGGCGCGUGGCUGCGCGAUGCGGACCCUAGCGUGCUCGAGUUGAAGAAAGGAAGGGUCCAUCCUGACAUCCAGACGAUGGUCGAUGGAGAGAUGAUGGAGCAGGCGUGGACAUUAAGGAGGUGCUGGAAGAGAAUUGCAUGUGCGCCCUAG
Messenger RNA from Phytophthora sojae, 330 nucleotides. RefSeq lists its product as hypothetical. The record is from RefSeq and is a predicted model, not a curated record. Lineage: Eukaryota; Oomycota; Peronosporomycetes; Peronosporales; Peronosporaceae. The transcript has a single exon. The coding region runs from base 1 to 330 and encodes 109 amino acids.